This is a messenger RNA of Aspergillus piperis CBS 112811, 1341 nucleotides long. Its product is annotated as short-chain dehydrogenase. The record is from RefSeq and is a predicted model, not a curated record. Bases 1 to 1341 code for a protein of 446 amino acids. The transcript has 5 exons. NCBI's taxonomy places the organism in Eukaryota, Fungi, Ascomycota, Eurotiomycetes, Eurotiales, Aspergillaceae.
AUGGUGUCUAUUACAGCAGUACGGGAUAAUAACGGCGCUAUCCCUCGUCUGUAUGGGUCCGAUCUGGUUGCGGUAUUUGUCGGCGGAACAAGCGGGAUAGGCGAAUCGACAGCACGCGCAUUCAUCCGCAAUACAACCGCCUCCCGUGCCUAUUUGAUUGAGCGCGACCAGGCAAGAGCAAGCCGGAUCAUCGAGGAAUUGCGGCAAAUCAAACCAGACUCGCAGGUUGAGUUUAUCAAAGCCGAUGUCUCUUCUUCGGGAGAGGAUCGAUUGAAUCUGUUGUUUUUGAGCCCGGGGACUGGGUCGAUGAAGGGACCAGAUGAAGCCGUGCAGGGCAAGACCAUCCUCAUCACCGGCGUCUCCCCAGGCAGCUUGGGACUCGCAACCGCCGAAGCCUUCACCUCCCAAUUGCCAACAAACCUGAUCAUCUCAGGACGAUCCACCGAGAAAGUCCAAGCGGCCAUCACCCACCUCGAAUCAACCUACCCAGCCACCACCUACCACGCCCUAAUCAUGGACUUAUCCUCCCAGAAAUCCGUCCGCGCCGCAGCAUCCCAACUCCUGGCCAACACCUCCAUCCCGACAAUCGACAUCCUGAUCAACAAUGCAGGCGUCAUGUCCAUUCCCACCCGAACCCUCACCGAGGACGGACUCGAGACGACCUUUGCAACGAACCGCAUCGGCCACUUCCUCUUUACCAACCUUAUCCUACCUAAGCUGAUCAAGGCCGCUUCUACCACCACCACCACCAAAGCCUCCGACUCUGGUCUUGCCCCUCCAACAAGAAUCAUUAACCUCAGCUCCUUCGGCCACAAAUUCUCCCCCGUCCGCUUCACCGACCUCUCCUUCUCUAUACUCCCCAACGAACUACCCGAGUCCGAGCGUCCCGACCUCCGGAUAACAGAGCAUACUACGGCUUCUUCUCCUACCGCUCAGUCCAAGACCGCCAACAUCCUGCACGCGAUAUCCCUCAACCAGAAACUACUAGCCAAGUACAACAUCGCAGCGUUCGCCGUACACCCCGGCGCCGUCGACACGGGAAUUGGUCGACAUGCGAUACCUAGCGAUGUUGAGGCUGCCCUGCAGAGGGUGAAGGAUUUGGGGAUGGAUCCUACGCAGAAGUCAAGGGAGGUGGGGGCUAAUACGACGGUUCUGGCGGCGGUGGAUCCGCGUUUGAAGGUGGUGGGUGUAGAUAGUGGGGAUGGACAGGUUAAGGGGGUUUAUUUGGCUGAUUGUAAGGUUGAUGAUGGGGGUGUUGUUGCGUUUGCGACUGAUAGGGGGAUUGCGGAGAGGCUUUGGAGUGUGAGUGAGGAGCUUGUGGGGGAGAGGUUUGGAUUUUAG